Messenger RNA from Pedinophyceae sp. YPF-701, 498 nucleotides. The record is from the annotation of a GenBank genome assembly. NCBI's taxonomy places the organism in Eukaryota, Viridiplantae, Chlorophyta, Pedinophyceae.
AUGACGGAGGUCGACCCCCAGGGACGCUCGUGGGUUGCGGGCUACGCAGGGCCGUCCGUGCUGCUCGAGAAGCGCGCGCGGCGCCGCGACUGGACGUUCGGGAAGACCGAGGGGGCGCAGUCGUCGGAGUCGCACAAGUGGUGGCGGAACGACCGCCACGCGACGGCGUCGCGGGCGGCCAACAGCGACGUGGACCAGCUCUGGACCGAGGUGCACGGGGGCGUGCCGCUGCAGGACUUCACGGGCAACAAGAUGAACGAAUUCACCAAGAAGGACCUCAGGGCGUCGCACAUCACCAUGAAGGCCGUUGCGGACCACGAGGAGGUCGAGCCGCUCAAGUCGUCGUACUGCAGCGACUUCUGCGACAACAUGGGCAACACGGAGGCCGCCCAGCUGCGCGAGAUGACCGACCACAGCAAGCGCAUCGCUCGCGAGAACAAGCAGCGUGCCCUCGGCGCCUCCGUGCAGCAGGCGCUCCAGGACUCCGACGGCCUGUAG